Molecule: messenger RNA, 2418 nt
Organism: Limulus polyphemus (Atlantic horseshoe crab)
Lineage: Eukaryota; Metazoa; Arthropoda; Merostomata; Xiphosura; Limulidae
Product: protein gustavus-like
Exons: 3
Coding region: 486-1322 (278 amino acids)
Biological process (GO): proteasome-mediated ubiquitin-dependent protein catabolic process; intracellular signal transduction
Cellular component (GO): SCF ubiquitin ligase complex
Molecular function (GO): protein binding
Source: RefSeq, a predicted model, not a curated record
UAAAAACUGUUCCGCCACCUUUUGGCAUAAAUAAAAAGUAUUAUUCAUACGCCAUGUUUCUAAAUUGUAACUGACUUUGCGAAAUUAUUUGUUGUAUUUAAGUAGUAGCAUUUGUAAGAUAUUUCAAUGCAAUAAACUUAUGCAUUGAAAAGGUAAGAAACUACCGGCAAAUCUUAGACUUUACAGAAAAACGAAAUUGUAGACAAGACCAUCAAUCAAAGAAACAAGGAUAUCAGUGUGGAUUUCCUCAUAUUUUCAUUCCCUGUGACUGCCUACAGUGGCUAUGAAUUUUAGUUAUCUGGUGCAGCCCCUUCGAGAUCAUGCCAGAAAAAAAGACUUUGUUGAAUGACCAUAACUUCAGGCUGCUAACAUUCUUAAUAUGAUUAUAGGUCCAUAGUUCAUGGUCAAUGGGUCAUCUAUCAGCCAGUUGCUCUAGUGUCACCAUAUCUGUAACUUACUGUUAACAUUCCUUCUGCCCAGAUUCAAUGAAUAUGGGGCAGAAGGCAUCAGUUGGUGUCAAGACAAUUACCAGAGAAACUUUGGGACCUCCUCAUUACAUAGCUCAGGCCAUAAACCAAGAACUUCAACGGCCUGCUAGAUUGGAUAUUCUAUUAGACAUGCCACUGAUAACUCUUGAGCAGCAGAUAAAGCACUCCUGGAAUUCAGAUGAUCGUUCUAUCAACAUAUUUGUGAAGGAUGAAGACAAGUUAACAUUCCAUAGACAUCCGGUUGCCCAGAGCACUGACUGCAUUCGUGGGAAAAUAGGCUAUACUCGAGGAAUUCAUGUUUGGGAAAUUAAUUGGAGCACGCGGCAGAGAGGAACUCACGCCGUUGUGGGGGUUGCCACACGCGAGGCACCUCUUCAUUGUGUAGGUUAUCAGUCCCUUGUAGGGAGUAAUUCAGAAUCGUGGGGAUGGGACCUAGGUCGAAACAAGCUGUACCAUGAUGUGAAGAACAAUUCUGGUAUCACUUACCCUUGUUUAUUGAAGACUGAUGAGACAUUUGUAGUCCCAGAUAAUUUUGUAGUAGUUUUAGACAUGGACGAGGGCACAUUGUCAUUUGUGGUAGAUGGUCAGUACUUAGGUGUAGCCUUCCGUGGACUGAAAGGGAAGAAACUAUAUCCUGUUGUUAGUGCAGUUUGGGGGCAUUGUGAGAUUACCAUGAAAUACAUCGGUGGCCUAGAUCCUGAACCUCUACCACUGAAAGAUGUAUGUCGCAGAGUGAUAAGACAAAGAAUAGGAAAGAGUCAUUUGAACCAGAUCCAUGAACUCAACUUGCCUACUGCUCUUAAGAGCUAUUUAUUAUACCAAGACCGUAGAUAAUAGUAAUAAUACAAGAACAGUUGUUUAUGAAGUUGAUAAUUCCAUGUGCUGAAAUUAAUAAUUAUUAUGUUUGUGUAAAAGUUAAUAAUUCCAUAUCUAUUGUAAGGAAAUCUUUUCCAGGUGUAAGAUGAUGAUUUGAAUUCUAUAAUAAGGAAUUUUAUUAAGGUGUGAAAUUGUUAACAUGUUAAUAUUUUGGAUAGAUGCAUCAAAAAAUAUCUUGCAGCAUGAAAACUGAAGUUUAUGAUGAAGACGAAGUUAUUAGCUUUAAAUUUUUUGGACAGUAAGUGAAGGAAAUGAUGAAAAUGAAAGUAAUAAAAAUCAAUCAGUAUUGGUAGAAAAUAUAGAUACAUCUUUGAUAGCUACAUGUUUCUGUAAUAUUCUUUCAUGUUUUAUGAUCUCUCUAUAUAUGUAACUAAUAGACUUAAAGUGUAUUGCUUAAGUGGAUGUUUUUAGUUUGUUCUACAAUAUCUGGUGUUAAAACUUUCUACUUUAUUUUUUCCUAAGAGUUAUGACCAUCACCAAACUGCCUCAAACUUCAAAUUGUCAAGUUAUUUGUGGCUAUUUGAGCAGCUAAUUUUACUGAAUUUUGUGUUUAGAUUGGAUACAAAAUGUUUUAUUCCAGACAGUUUCAUAGAAAUACGUGUGGUUGAUGAGCCCUGCUAAAGAAUGCUUUAGUCAGACAGAUUUUAUGAACUUAAAAUGUACUUAGUUUUUUAGCAAUCUUGUUCUUACAUAAAGUCAUCAAAAAUUUAAAAGCGAAUAUAUUUCAAUAAGAUUUUUAAGUUCUUGUUUCAGAAAAAGUUUCUUUGUUUACAAUCUGAUUUUAUUUUUUCAAGUUACUAUGUAAUAACACUUUUUUUACUUAUAUGGUAUUUCUCAUGCAUAAGGUUCUCCCAAAGAGUAGUCAGUUAUACCCAGUAACUGGAGGUUUGGAGAAUAUUGCACUGCAGAGUAUAUUUAUCUCUCCAAUCUUCAACCAUGAUUGUCUAAAAGAAAAAGACUCAAAACCACUAGAAAUAGGAGUACACAAAUGUUUGUUUACACACUAAACAAAAAUAUAACAAGGACAAGUUUUCAGUGGUGCAUGUUGAACUGA